AUGUCGGCAAUGUCGGCGAUGUCCUUCCUGCUGGAGCCGCCGCCGCCGCGCCCCGAGCCCUUCCCGGGGCUCUUCCCGGCUCCGUGCGCGCUCCCGGGCCCCGAGCGCGGCCCCGCGGCCUCCCCGGUUCCCUUCCCGCCGUUCCCGGAGCCCUGGGCCGGCCCCGAGCGCGCUUUGCCCGCGGAGCCGCCGCCGCUCCCGCCCUGCGCCUUCCCCGGCGCGCCCAAGGCCGAGCGCGGCUGCGGCCGCUUCGCUCCCAAACCGCCCAAAAGCGCCCAAAACGCGGCCCCGAGCGGCGCCUUCGGCCGCGCCCACACCGAGCCGGGCCCCGAGGGGUUCUACGGGUACGGAGAGAGCGGGGAGAGCCCCGAAAAGGCGGAAUUUCAGCCCGGAUUCCCCGCGGAGGAGCCGCCGGAGCCCGCGGAGCGCGGAGAGCUCCGGUUCCAGCAGAAUUCGCCCCAAAACGCGGAGCGGCCGCGCAGAGAGGUCAAGGAGGAGGCGGGGAAGGAGCGCGGGGAGAGCGCGGACGGAGAGAGCUCGGACGGAGAGGCCAAAGCGGCGGCGGCGUCGGGAGCGCGCGCGGCGGGCGCGGGCGCGGCGGGCGCGUGGCUGGCGGCGCGCGGCGCGCGCAAGAAGCGCUGCCCGUACACGAAGGCGCAGACGCUGGAGCUGGAGAAGGAGUUCCUGUUCAACGCGUACCUGAGCCGCGAGCGCCGCCUGGAGAUCUCGCGGAGCAUCGCGCUCAGCGACCGCCAGGUCAAGAUCUGGUUCCAGAACAGGAGGAUGAAGCUCAAGAAGAUGAACCGCGAGAGCCGCGGCCGCCAGCUCGGGGCGGGCUUCGGCUUCAGCUGA
Messenger RNA from Zonotrichia leucophrys gambelii, 852 nucleotides. RefSeq names its product homeobox protein Hox-A10-like. NCBI's taxonomy places the organism in Eukaryota, Metazoa, Chordata, Aves, Passeriformes, Passerellidae. Gene Ontology annotation, biological process: regulation of transcription by RNA polymerase II. The transcript has 2 exons. Gene Ontology annotation, molecular function: DNA-binding transcription factor activity, RNA polymerase II-specific; RNA polymerase II cis-regulatory region sequence-specific DNA binding. Gene Ontology annotation, cellular component: nucleus. The coding region runs from base 1 to 852 and encodes 283 amino acids. The record is from RefSeq and is a predicted model, not a curated record.